AUGGCGCGGUACGACAGAGCAAUUACGGUGUUCUCACCGGACGGCCAUUUGUUUCAGGUGGAGUACGCCCUCGAGGCCGUCCGAAAGGGAAACGCCGCAGUCGGUGUUCGAGGCACCGAUACCAUCGUCCUUGCCGUCGAGAAGAAAUCCACCCCCAAGCUCCAGGACUCCAGAUCGGUGAGAAAGAUUGUCAAUUUAGAUAAUCACAUUGCAUUGGCAUGUGCUGGACUUAAAGCAGAUGCACGUGUUCUAAUUAAUAGGGCACGCAUUGAGUGCCAGAGUCAUAAGCUUACAGUUGAGGAUCCUGUGACUGUUGAAUACAUAACUCGCUACAUUGCUGGACUUCAGCAGAAGUAUACACAAAGUGGUGCAUGGAAAGCCAAUGCAACUGGGAGAAACUCAAACUCGAUCAGGGAGUUUCUGGAGAAGAAUUACAAAGAAACAUGUGGCCAGGAGACUGUCAAACUAGCCAUGCGGGCUUUACUUGAAGUUGUUGAGAGUGGUGGAAAGAACCUAGAAGUUGCUGUAAUGACCAAAGAUCAUGGACUUCGCCAGCUUGAAGAAGCUGAAAUUGAUGCCAUUGUUGCUGAAAUUGAAGCGGAGAAAGCAGCUGCAGAGGCUGCCAAGAAGGCCCCUCCCAAGGAAACUUAG
Molecule: messenger RNA, 651 nt
Organism: Fraxinus pennsylvanica
Lineage: Eukaryota; Viridiplantae; Streptophyta; Magnoliopsida; Lamiales; Oleaceae
Source: the annotation of a GenBank genome assembly